GAUGUUUUCAUGCAAGUUUCCUUUUUCCCGUCCCUAUUGUGCCAAUCCGCCCGGAAUGCAUCUGUCCGUACAGACUGCUCCCGUCUCCGGUUGGUGUUUGGUGUUUGGUCUUUGCCUUGCAGGCCGCCCCGACCUUGCGGCGCAAACAAACGGAAUGGAGAAGGCAGGCGCACAUAUCAAUAUCGACUUCUAAGCCCUCUUCUGCCAGCCUUUUUCUGCGACCUUAUUGGCUAGCCAGCCUACAUCUUUCCCAGCUGGGAAAUCGUGACAGCUUCCCCCGAGCCACCCUAGAGAAGUUCAAAUUUCAACCUAACCUGACCCCAGUCUCACCACAUCUUCGCUUAUCAUAGCUUUGAGGCUGUGACUGCAUAAGAAAUACGAAUCAACCGCCAUGACAUCGUCACCUGGCGAAGGUCCUGCUGAGGGAGACGGCAUGGCUGGGAAUUAUUCUACACAGCCUCUCCAGGAUGGGUCUAGUCUAGCUGCAGACGCGAUCCUGGUCGGACCCAACGAAACUGACGGUGAGUGUGCCAAGGGAAGCUCGGAAGAGCAUCCUAUUCCAGGAAAGCUGGUCGAGGACAAAAAAAAGAGAUCCAAGAGGAAGAACAAGUCCACAGUUGCGAGAGGUCCCGGAGCUCUGAGCAAGUCUCGUGGCACUGGCUUCGAGGAGUUCUACUGCGAUCCUCCAGUGACCCCUGACGAGGCCCUCGAGGAGCAGACCAACAUCUAUCCCCCUCAUCGUGCCUUUGUUGACCGCAUCGAGGAAUGCAUCCAGCGAUUCCGGGCCCGCCGCCGACUCGACAGCGAUCGCUUGAAUAUCUUCAACAAGUUUCUUGCCAUCGGUGGGAUUGAUGGCUCCCCACGCCAGUUCCAGGGUGGCAACAGCAUCGAUCUCGAGGGGGCAACCUCCACUGAGAUCAGGGAGAUCAUGGCCAGCGAUGUCAUCCACCGCACCGGGAACGACUUGCGCUUCUACAAUCCCAACCGUCCAGACCACUGGGAUGUAGACUUUGCGGGAGUUGUCUCGGGAUUCUUUUCCGAACGCAUCUUCAAGCUCGCCGGCUCGGACCUCUCCUUGAUCAAGAUGGCUGCCGAUCUCGUGCAGAACUUCCUAAACUACGUGCUUCACCACGAUGUCUGCCCUGAAUACGCCGACAACAUCCACCAGGCCAAGGCCGUCUGUGACCAGGCUCUGGACCAGAUCCCCCGCAUCUUCGGCAUCUGGCAGGCCAUUCCCGGCGACUUCAGCAUCGCUGCUCAGACGCUGUAUUGCCGCAAGGAAGGGGAAGAGGCCUCGUCCUAUUAUUUGGGCGGUGCUAAUAAGCGAAUGGAUCACAAGCGUGCUAUGGUUGUUUUCAUGGCAACUGUUGCUACAAUGGAUAGUGACUCGGUUGAAGCUGUUUGCGCGGCCAGUGCUUUGAACGCCAUACACGUCAUGGACACGGCUGAGCAAGCAUUCGAGAUCCUCGAACUUCGCGAUCCCAGCGAGGAGGUACUCCAGCUGUAUCGCGGAGUCAAAGACCCUGCCUCGGGUGCGCCGGGCACCAUUGAACCAUGUGGCCUUAUCGUCCUCAAGCCUAUUACGAUCCAAGAUGGCUGGGACACUGGGUUGUGCACAGAUCAAGUCUGUGGUGAUGGCGCUCAAGAGAGCCUAAUAAUCAACUGCAGCAUCAUGCGCUACCUGAUGGUGGGAAUGAAGGUGAAGCUGGUAGUGUGCACGCUCAACAUCGGCAUCAAGUUCAUCAAGGAGCUCAAAGAGGUUUGUCCGAGCUACUACACCUUCCUGCCCCAGGAGUUGAUGCUCAACUACAGGGAGCCGGUGCUGAACGAACGCCCGGCCCCGGGUGUGGAUGAUCUGGAAGCGGAGGAUGAGCAGCCGGCCCAGAAGGCCAAGGACUGAGACAUCGGAUUGGAGUUCGGAGGAGAUACCCAGGCAUUUCGGCGUCUGGUCGGGUUUGACCUUUAGAGGGAGCCUCGUGGCUGGCAUUUUGCUCGUGGCCUGGAAUUAAUGGUUGCCACAUCCGAAUAGAUACCAAUGGAUG
Messenger RNA from Phialemonium atrogriseum, 2042 nucleotides. RefSeq names its product Argonaute siRNA chaperone complex subunit Arb1-domain-containing protein. Bases 392 to 1900 code for a protein of 502 amino acids. Gene Ontology annotation, cellular component: ARC complex. The record is from RefSeq and is a predicted model, not a curated record. Lineage: Eukaryota; Fungi; Ascomycota; Sordariomycetes; Cephalothecales; Cephalothecaceae. Gene Ontology annotation, biological process: regulatory ncRNA-mediated gene silencing. The transcript is spliced from 5 exons.